AGCUUUGCAAGAUGAGGGCCAUCUUUUGUGGAAACUUGGAAUAUGAUGCGCGGCAAUCUGAGGUUGAGCGGCUUUUUAAAAAAUACGGAAGGGUGGAAAGGGUGGAUAUGAAGUCUGGAUUCUUUGGAUUAUCCAUAUGUUUCUUGGAUGGAUUGGAUUAUCUGCAUUUUCUUUCUGCAUUGUGCCCACGCACCAUCCUCCUAUGUUUUACUUGAAGAACCAAUCUGAUUCGCUUGGCAUGAACAUAAUUUCUGAGACACUCAUUGCCUUUUCAUUUAUCAUGCCUCUUGUCCAGUCUUCAAUUCCUGACAUGUAUCAACAAUAAAUCAUGAUGACUUCACAUUCAGUAGCAGGGUUUGCUUUUGUUUAUAUGGAAGAUGAGAAAGACGCUGAUGAUGCCAUUAGAAGACUUGACCGAGCCGAGUUUGGGAGGAAAGGGCGGCGUCUUCGGGUUGAGUGGACUAAGCAAGAACGUGACAGUCGAAGGCCGGGUGGUGGCGGUGCAAGAAAACCUGCAGCUAAUGACAAACCUUCUAAAACCCUGUUUGUCAUUAACUUUGACCCUAUCUAUACUAAGUCCAAGGAUUUGGAAAGGCACUUUGAUCAGCAUGGAAAAAUUGCCAACAUAAGGAUAAGGAGGAAUUUUGCAUUCAUUCAGUAUGAAACCCUGGAGGAUGCCACCAGAGCAUUGGAAGCUACAAACAUGAGCAAGCUUAUGGACAGGGUUAUAACUGUGGAGUAUGCCAUUCGAGAUGAUGAUAGAAGUAAUGGUCACAGUCCCGAUAGAAGGGGCAGGGACUUGUCUCCUGAUAGAGGAAGUUACCGUAGAAGAUCUCCAAGUCCAUAUCGCAGGGAGAGGGGUAGUCCAGACUAUGGAUAUCGCAGGGACAGAGGCAGCCCUGACUAUGGCAAUGGUGGCAGAUCUGGAGCUAGAGGCAGUCCUGAAUACAGCCGAGAUGAGAGCCCUGCUAAUGGGAGAUACCACAGUCGCUCUAGACCUGAUGCUCGGGGAUCUCCUGUUGGAAGCCCUGCUAAUGAAAGAUACCACAGCCGGUCUAGACCUGAAGCUAGGGGAACUCCUGAAUAUGCUAAAGAUGAAAGCCCUGCUAAUGAAAGAUACCACAGCCGCUCUAGACCUGAAACUCAGGGAAGUCCUGAUUAUGUAAAAGACGAAGGCCCCGCCAAUGGAGGAAGAUAUCACAGUCGGUCACCUCCACCACGAGAGAGGUCACCUCCGCUAAGAGAAAGGUCACCUCCACCACGCGAAAGGUCGAGAUCCUAAGCAAGGAGAUGGUAUUAAGUCAGUAUUUUACCGGGCUGUUUCUUGAGAGAGGUUGAGAUGGUAAGCGAGGAGAUGGUCUUGUGUUGUUAAUUUGGCAGUGCGGUUUCUAGAGAAGAGCUGUAAUUUCUUAUUUGUGAAAAGGCUUGUAUCAACAAUUUUAGGAUUGAAUUUGAUUUGUGUUAGUGGCUUAUUGUAUUUGAUAUUGCUUCCAAAGAAGGUUCAUUUUUGCCUUGUUGUUUCAAACCCUUCAUAUGAUCCUGUUUCGCUGGUAUAUUUAGGCUACAUACUCGAGCUUGAAUUUAAAUCAAAAUCAUUUGUAAGAUUUUGGAUUAUGUUUAUUUUUCAGUAGUUUACUGUAUGUA
Chenopodium quinoa (quinoa) is the source of this 1644-nucleotide messenger RNA. RefSeq names its product serine/arginine-rich splicing factor RS41-like. Gene Ontology annotation, cellular component: nuclear speck. The transcript is spliced from 9 exons. Gene Ontology annotation, molecular function: RNA binding. The record is from RefSeq and is a predicted model, not a curated record. Lineage: Eukaryota; Viridiplantae; Streptophyta; Magnoliopsida; Caryophyllales; Amaranthaceae. Gene Ontology annotation, biological process: mRNA splicing, via spliceosome. Bases 329 to 1282 code for a protein of 317 amino acids.